Messenger RNA from Cryphonectria parasitica EP155, 819 nucleotides. RefSeq lists its product as uncharacterized. The transcript is spliced from 2 exons. The record is from RefSeq and is a predicted model, not a curated record. NCBI's taxonomy places the organism in Eukaryota, Fungi, Ascomycota, Sordariomycetes, Diaporthales, Cryphonectriaceae. Bases 1 to 819 code for a protein of 272 amino acids.
AUGAGUGGCCUCACACGUUCAGGCCAUGCAUUUCGCGGGGCCUCUCGCUCGCAGACCGCAAGCAACAUGACUUUGGAUCCAAAGACCACCAGCCGAGGCCAUCAGUUACCCGACUCCUUACCCAACCACAAGCUCAAUCUUCAACGCGCAAUAGAUUACUACGCUCACUUGAAGCAUUCAACUCAAGUUCAAGUUCAACAGGACCUCUCCUCCAACCUCUUCUCGGCUCUGAACCCACUUGUCAAUCACAAUAGUGCGAAGAAAACAGUUCUGCCUGAUCGAUCAAAGCCCAGAAUCAAUUGCAAGUCCAUGACUCCCAAAAUUGCCACCAAUCCCGCUCCAACAUACAUACAAGACAAGAGAGAGCACGAAGAGGUUCUCGAGAAGGGAGAAGAUGCCUCUGUCGACCAGCAAGCCAUGACAGCCCUCAAUCACCCAAGCCCAGCGCUGAUCGACAGAGUCCUGGCUUUGAGCAGCAGCCUAGACGAGCUCAACAAGCAUUAUUACUAUGAGAGCGAGACACACGAGACCCUCCAGAAAAAACGCUGGCUAUUCGUCGGAUGCGAACCAUGGUCGCCGGAGGAGUCACCUCGACUGGAGACGCCGUUUUCUCGGACCCUCAUCUCUGAGAGGUUCCCAAGCAUCAACAUUGACCUCUCUCUGUACACUCUCAGCGGUGAAUAUGAUGUCAGCAUCCUAAGCAACCUGCCAGAGGAUUCACUGUUUAAAUCUCGUAAAGUCAGGGCCCCUGAGACUUGGGGCACGGAGCGUUCAGAGAAGCGCGUCAGGCUCACUAUACCUGAAGUCGUCGAUGACUGA